Molecule: messenger RNA, 5054 nt
Organism: Limulus polyphemus (Atlantic horseshoe crab)
Lineage: Eukaryota; Metazoa; Arthropoda; Merostomata; Xiphosura; Limulidae
Product: microtubule-associated protein futsch-like
Exons: 7
Biological process (GO): microtubule cytoskeleton organization; regulation of microtubule depolymerization; dendrite development
Cellular component (GO): neuronal cell body; dendrite; synapse
Molecular function (GO): microtubule binding; actin binding
Source: RefSeq, a predicted model, not a curated record
GCUGGAGCAUUCAUUCUCCAGUCUUACUUGCCAUGGACCCCGAUCCGGCGGAUCCUCCACCUCCGGGUGGAUGUUAUCUCCUACUGGUGAUUGGGGAACCCCACUCUGAUGAACAUAAAGAACGAAUACUCGAAAAAGUCUCUAAAGGUCUGCUUUCAUGGGACGUCAAGUCGUCCGGAUGUGAUCUUUCACACCUUCAAAAUGUGUACAAAAGCACAUCACCAGUUGACAAACCACAACAAGGUAAGAUUUUUAACUGUUAUCCUGCGAUAAACCGGGACUUUGUUGAUGCCUUCUACGAUGCCGAUGUUCAGCGAGUUUUAAAGAUUCAUCCGAGAUAUUCAAUUCACUUACAUUGCUCCUCCGACGGUGACUGGACAAACAAGGGAGUUACAGAGAGUAAUAUAGGUAACUUGGCCAAAAUCAUAAUAAAUCCACCCGAUAUGUUUGCUGCCGUUCCAGGCACACCUGCCUUAUUGCAGUUUCUUAAGAAUUCCAUCCCAAGUAGCCCUUUGGAGAGAAUAAUGCAACCAACUUCUGUUGUUGGAAAUAUUCGUUUCAAUCGUCCAACUGUAUAUGUAUUUCCUGGAGGAGAUGGUGAUUGUUCAUUGGUUGGAGUGAGUGGUUUUGUCAUGUUAAUGGAUGGUGGUUUUGAACGGAAACCUUGCUUCUGGGAGUUCCUCCGUCAUAUUGACAGGAUUGAUGCUGUUAUGGUUACCCGUUUUAGUGAAACAAAUUUAAGUGGAAUUACUUCAUUAAUUAAGAGAAAAACUUUAGGAAAAGUUUGCCCUAAUAUCGGUUACGUAUUUGCAAAUGUAUUAAGUGCAAAAGAAUCAUCUAUUGGUGAAAACGAAAAAGAUAAAGAUGAACUCGUUGUUAACGUCAUCCAAGAGGGACAUUUAUUCUUACAAAACCUAAAUAUGUUAGAGUUGCAACCUCAUCUGUGCUUUCGAGAAAGUCCAACAGAGCCUUUAAUUUUAUAUCAAAAAGUUGGCCACGGAACUCUCGAAAUGUAUGUGUUAAAUCCUCCUAAAGAUAGCCGCGAGAUCAAGGAAUUUCUUCAUCAAUGGUCCUCCCGAAAAGAUAACUUCAGUACCCUCAAGGUGACUUUAAAAUCUCAAGAAAAAAUCCCUAUUCCUCUCUCCGACUUUACGUCAAUUUGUGCCCUAAUCAUUUGGAAGCCUUCAGAUCCAAAUGAUAACAUUACUCGAAUGCUCUUUCCAGGAAGUGUCCCUCAGAUAAAAUUAUUUGAAGGCUUACAAAAGCUAAAACAGUUAGAAAUGUUAAAACACCCAAAAUGUUAUCAAGCUAUUCUUAAACAAACCACAGAAAAACUGAAGUUAGAAAAAGAAACAGAAAAACCAGUUGCAAAAGUUCUUCCUAAACAAGCAAUAUCAACACCUGAGUCACCCACUAAAAAACCCGUGCCAAAACCUGACCAAACAUCACCUACCAAAAAAUAUAUAUCUAUAACACAACAAAAACUAGAAGAAAAAACUUAUGAACCAUCUAAAUUUUCUUCUAAGAAAGCAGAAAUAAAACGUGAAAAAUCCCCAGAGAAAAGAGAAGUGUCAAAAAAGCGUGUCAUUACGACGGCAAGUAAAGUAACAGAGAAAGAACUAGAAAUUAAAAAAUUAGCCCACAUGCCUAAGUCUCCAGAGAAGAAACCUAAAGAAGCUAUUUUAGAAAACGGUGUAGAAAAGAGAAUCCGAAAAUAUGUUGACAUAGAUCAUAGAACCAGGCAAUCCUUGACACCGACAAGGACAGCUGCUCCAAAAGAAAGUAAAAAGAAAUCGCCAACUGCAUCACCAAAACACAUACAAAAAAUAACUAUAAAAGAAGGUAAAAAAAGGUCACCAACUGCAUCACCAAAACACAUACAAAAAAUAACUCUAAAAGAAGGUAAAAAAAGGUCACCAGCUGCAUCACCAAAACACAUACAAAAGAUAACUCUAAAAGAAGGUAAGAAAAGGUCACCAGCUGCAUCACCAAAACACAUACAAAAGGCAAGACCUUUUCAAGCAAGAGUACAAAAGGCACCAAAAAAGGUAGAAAUAGAUGGAAAAGUUAAACCUCCGUCCCCAAAAAUCACACCAAAAAUAACUAAAGAACCAAAGGAACGUCCACCUAGACAAUUACCUACAGGGAUUAAAAAAGUUGAAAGGCGACAUAAAAAAAUACCUGCUUCCGAGAUAGAGUUAGAACUCCAAGAAGCAUCUACUACUGAAGAAGAGAAGGAACCUAAAGAAGAAGAAGAAAUGAGAGAAGCAACAGUACAUAUUUCUAAAGAAAAGCAUUUACCUGAAAAACCAGUACUCAUAAGAAAAACGAUACAAAAAGCAGAAACAAUAGACGUUGCCAAGGAAGAAGAAAAACAAAAAAAACUACCUAUCCCUAAGGAACAGUUAGAACUUGGAUUAACAGUUCCAGUAACCGAAGCUGAAGAAAUAAAACCGACAGUUAAAGGAAUAGAAAAACCUGAAGAAGAAUCAAAAAAAGUACCUUCUCCUAAACAUGAGGAACCCAGAGAAAUUGUUUCUAUUACCAAAGAAGAAGAAACAGAAAUAAAACCUAUUCACAAAGAAGAAAAAACCAAAGAAAAACCAGAAAAAGUACCCUAUCUUAAGGAGACAAAACAAGAAGCAGUAAUUCCCAUAACGAAGAAAGAGGAAAAACAUGUCUUAUUUCCCACUAUUAAAGAAAAAGAAAAACUACUUGCAACAAAAGAAGAACCUGAAACAGCAGCUACUGUUAUAGAACAUGUGGAACCAAAGGAACGAAUCUCAAUAACCAAAGAAAAAGAAGAAAUUAAACCUCUUGCUAAAGAAGACAUAGCAGGAAAAGAUAAAAUUAAAACCCUUGCUGAAGAAGAGGAACUUAUUAUGAAGAAAGAAGAACCCGAAGAAAAGCCAGGAGAAAUAGCGUCUCUAGUUAAAGAAGAAAAACUUGAAAUAAUUCCCUCUCCUAUGAUAAAGGAAAAACCUAAAAAAAUAGUUCAUAUUACUAAAGAGGAAGAAGUUGCAAAAUUAGUAUCAAUUUCCAAAGAAUAUAAGGAACUUGAAGAAAUUGUUGCCAUAACUAAGGAAGAAGAAGAACCAGAAAUUAUUUCCACUCCUAAAGAAAAGGAAGAAGCUGAAGGAAUAAUUCAGAUUAAGGAAGUGGAAAAAGUUGUAAAAUUAGUACACAUUUCUAAAGAAUUUAAAGAACUUGAAGAAAUAAUUCCCAUAACGAAAGAAAAAGAAAAGCCACCAAUAAUUCCUACUCCAAAAGAAAUUGAGGUACCUCAAGAACAACAAGAAGAAAAACAAGAAUUAAUUCCCUCUCCAAAAGAAAAGGAAGAACCUGAAGAAAUAAUUUCUAUUGCUAAAGAGGAAGAAGUUCCAAAACUAAUAUCCAUUUCUAAAGAAUUUAAAAAACUUGAAAAGGUAGUUCCAAUAAAAAAAGAAGAAAAACCAGAAAUAAUCACUACUCUUAAAAAGAAGGAAAAACCAGAAAUAACACCUAUUGCUAAAGAGGAAGAACUUGAAGAAAGAGUUCCUGUUACUGAAGUAGAAAAACUAGAAAUAACACCUGUUCCUAAAGAGGAAAAACUUGAAGAAAGAGUUCCUGUUCCUGAAGUAGAAAAACCAGAAAUAACACCUGUCCCCAAAGAGGAAAAACUUGAGGAAAGAGUUCCUGUUCCUGAAAUAGAAAUACCUGAAAUAAAACCUGUUACUAGAGAAGAAAAACCGCUAAUAAUUCCUACUCCUAAAGAGAAGGGGUUAACAGGAACUCUUGCUUCUGGUUUUUCCUCUUUAGAUACAGGUGUUAUUUCUGGUUUUUCUUCUGCAAGAACAGGAACUGCUUCUAUAGGUUUUUCCUCUUUGGGGAUAGGUGUUAUUUCUGGUUUUUUUGUUCCUAAAGAGGAAGAACUCGAGGAAACAGUUCCUGUUCCUGAAAGAGUUCCUGUUACUGAAAUAGAAAAACCAGAAAUAACACCUGUCCUCAAAGAGGAAAAACCAAAAGAAGCAGUACCUGUUCUUGCAGAAGAAAAACCAGAAAUAACACCUGUAUAUAAAGAGGAAAAACCUGAAGAAAGAUUUCCUGUUCCUGAAGUAGAAAAACCAGAAAUUACACUUAUUGCUAAAGAGGAAAAACCUGAAGAAAGAGAUCGUUUUCCUGCAGAAGAAAAACCAGAAAUAACACCUGUAUCUAAAGAGGAAAAACCUGAGGCAAGAGUUCCUGUUACUAAAAUAGAAAAACAAGAAAUAACACCUGUUCCUAAAGAGGAAGAACUCGAAGAAAGAGUUCCUGUUCCUGAAGUAGAAAAACCAGAAAUUACACUUAUUGCUAAAGAGGAAAAACCUGAAGAAAGAGAUCGUUUUCCUGCAGAAGAAAAACCAGAAAUAACACCUAUUCCUAAAGAGGAAGAACUUGAAGAAACAGUUCCUGUUCCUGAAAGAGUUCCUGUUCCUGAAGUAGAAAAACCAGAAAUAACACCUGUCCCCAAAGAGGAAAAACCUAAAGAAACUGUUCCUGUUCUUGCAGAAGAAAAACCAGAAAUAACACCUGUAUCUAAAGCGGAAAAACUUGAAGAAAGAGUUCCUGCUCUUGAAGUAGAAAAAAAAGAAAUAACACCUGUAUCUAAAGAGGAAAAACUUGAAGCAAGAAUUCCUGUUACUAAAAUAGAAAAACCAGAAAUAACAUCCGUCCCUAAAGAUGAAAAACUUGAAGAAAGAAUUCCUGUUACUAAAGAAGAAAAACCGCUAAUAAUUCCUACUCCUGAAGAGAAGGAAAAACCAGAAAUAACACCUAUUCCUAAAGAGGAAGAACUUGAGGAAAGAGUUCCUGUUCCUGAAGUAGAAAAACCAGAAAUAACACCUGUACUCAAAGAGAAAGAACUUGAGGAAAGAGUUCCUGUUCCUCAAGUAGAAAAACCAGAAAUAACACCUGUCCUCAAAGAGGAAAAACCUAAAGAAGCAGUUCCUGUUCUUGUAGAAGAAAAACCAGAAAUAAAACCUGUAUCUAAAGAAGAAAAACCUGAGGCAAGAGUUCAUGUUACUGAAAUAAAAAAA